Messenger RNA from Monomorium pharaonis (pharaoh ant), 1027 nucleotides. Its product is annotated as transcription factor grauzone-like. The transcript has 2 exons. The coding region runs from base 41 to 217 and encodes 58 amino acids. NCBI's taxonomy places the organism in Eukaryota, Metazoa, Arthropoda, Insecta, Hymenoptera, Formicidae. The record is from RefSeq and is a predicted model, not a curated record.
UCGUCCCAAGGAUUCGGCAGGAUCUCAAGACCUCAACGAAAUGCCCGGUUUCCACACGUGUUGCGAAUGCCAGAAAACAUACAAGUCUCGGAUGGCCCUCAACCGGCAUGUGCGAGAGGAAUGCGGCAGAAUCUUGUAUACCUGUCCAUAUUGUCGCAACAUCAUGCCAAUGAAGUUCAAUUUAUUGAACCACCUGAAGAAGGAGCAUGGUUGCUAAGAUUUAACUCGUCGACUGAUUGUCGAAGAAUCAAUUCUCUUAUCCGCUUCGCGAUCGAUUGAUGUUAAUACUGCUUCUCUACGAAAACAGACGAAACUUUCUUGGAAACUCGACGGUUCAACCUUAUGCGUUUUACAAUUAUAAUUAAAAAUAAUUUGAGAGAUAUUUGGUGCUUUAUGUGCCGCGAGAAAUUAAUGAAAUUUUAUAUGGUGUGGCACCUUUUGCUAUGUAAAACAAGUUCAUUAAUAUUAACAUAAAUAUGCAAUGUUGAUAGAUUAUAUUGUUAAAUAAUUGUCUAAGUCAAAAAUAUCUCUAAGCCAUAUCUUUUCUGAUGAUAGAAUAUUGUAGAAGUUAUUAUACACAUCUUUUUAAACUAUGUUAAUGUUACUUAUAAUUCACAAUAGAUUUUGUGACAGAGAUGAUAGAUUUUAUGUUCUUUUUGUCUUUUCCAUUAAAUUUUGUAACUAUUAUAAGAGUAAUUUUUAUUGGCAGACUCGCUUUUAUUUUUAUAAACUAAUAAAACUUCGCGUGUGAUUAUCGAUGUUUAUUCAACCGGUACGAUAUAUAUAUUGUUUUUACUACACUGUAAAAUUUAAUAAUUUUUUUGAAUUUUAAACAUUAUUCACAUUAGGCAAAAGUAAUCGAUAUUUGAGAGGAAUUUUGGAUAGCUGAAGAUUCACCAAUAAACGAAACAACAAGUUUAGUUUUUUCAUUAAACAAAAUCGUAAGAAAAACUCCUUUACAUACGAUAAAAGUACAAGAAAUUUGUUAGUUAAAUGGAUAAUAGUAAUAAAUAUGUUUGAAGAUGUA